Molecule: messenger RNA, 13557 nt
Organism: Doryrhamphus excisus (bluestripe pipefish)
Lineage: Eukaryota; Metazoa; Chordata; Actinopteri; Syngnathiformes; Syngnathidae
Gene: fras1
Product: Fraser extracellular matrix complex subunit 1
Biological process (GO): cell communication; anatomical structure morphogenesis
Cellular component (GO): membrane
Molecular function (GO): protein binding
Source: RefSeq, a predicted model, not a curated record
UUCCAAAUAUAUAAUUAUAAUAUGUAUUUUUAUUUUAUAAUUUUUUUUUCACAUGAAAGGCUCAAUAAAAUUGUUAAACAUUAACAUUUUUAAACAUGUAUUUCUAUUCGGACGCCAUUAGAUGGCGCACGUGUAUCUAAUAAAGUGCAAAUGGCGUCAAAUCAGUGCUGCUGCUAACAAAGUUGUGUGUGUGUGUGUGUGUGUGUGUGUGUGUGUGUGUGUGUGUAGCUCCUCCUCCCGCCGAGGAGGUGGUGACUCCUGGGAGGAGGUGUCGAGAAGGUGGAGGAGGAAGAGGAAGGUGGGACGUCCUCCCGGUGUGAGGAAGAGGAGGACAACCAAACGUUCAUCCCGCAGCCAUCUCGUCACCUCCACGAUCUUCUCAUCCGGAUCUUGCCAACCUCCACGCCGAGUCUUCCUCCAGAGUUCUCCGUGGGAGUGCACGCGGGCUGGGAGGGCGGAGCUGCACCGGACUUCACUUCUCCGGUCUCGGCUUCGGGACUUGGGCUGAUCGCCCUCUCUUCUUCUCCGUCCGUUCUCCCUCGGGAAUAUUUUGAAUCCUUCCUGGACUUUUCUCCAUUUCCUGCUGACGCCGGAACAGGCAUGCACGGCGGUGCGGUUCCUGCAUAAGCCCCCCCCCCCCCCCCCUCCGGAUCAAAUCCACUACCCUCACCCCGGGACUGGACUUGGAUUAUCAGCAGCAUGGAAGCUCUGUGGAUGUUUCUCGGCGCCCUCGCUGCAGUCCUGACCGCCCCGAGGGUGACACAUGGAGCAUGCGUCCACGAGGGAUCCCUCCAUGCGAACAACUCGUCAUGGCGGCCGCGGUCGUGCGAGGAGUGCACGUGUUACAACAACGUGGUCAUCUGCCGGGCUGUGGGAUGUCCAAAUCCUGAGUGUGACUACCAGAGGGGGCAGCGCUUGAGGAUCCCUGCCGGUCAAUGCUGUCCAGAGUGCGUCCCCUCCUCCAAGGGGUCCUGCGACUACGAGGGCAUCACCCACGCCCACGACACCCAAUGGAGUCCUUCGCCGUGUACGCGGUGCGAGUGCUCCCGAGGCGCCGUAUCCUGCGCCGCUCGCCGUUGCCCCUCUGUCCAUUGCCCCGACGACCACAGCCCCUUUACCCCGGCCGGGGAGUGCUGCCCAAAAUGCGGCUCGACUGGAUCGUCUUGUUCCUGGCAGAAUUCCGUGUACAGGGAUGGCCAGGAAUGGCAGCCCAGCCGGUGCUCCAGGUGUGUUUGCCAUAACGGGGACGUCCGGUGCUCGGUGGCCGAGUGUCCGCCAGUGGCCUGCAAACCCAAUGAGAACUUGGUGAUCCCGCCCGGCCAGUGUUGUCCCAGGUGUGUCUCCAACCCCUGUCUGUCAGCUGGCCAGCAGUACCAGAACGGCGAGCAGUGGCGGAAGGACGCCUGCACCACGUGCGUGUGCGAGCGCGGCCAGUCUAAAUGUCACACGCUCACCUGCCAGCCAGUCACCUGUGAUAAGGGCCAGACCAAAGUAAGACGUGCGGAGCAGUGUUGCGACGAGUGCGCGGACGCCCGAGGAAGCUGCCAGUACGAGGGCGUGAUCCGUUACCACGGCGACAUGUGGAGCGCCGCCGACUGCGAGUUCUGCGCCUGCAGCCGUGGUCAGGUCCUGUGCCGGCAGGCGGAGUGCGGACGCGUGGAAUGCCCGCAGGGAUCGGAGCUGGUUCAGCAACCAGGAACAUGCUGCCCACAGUGUUCCUCACGGAAAACAUCCUGCGUCCAUGAAGGAAAAGCAUACCAGGACGCGGCUCGCUGGACCGACGCCCCCUGCAGGGAGUGCGAGUGUCGCGACGCCCGCGUGACCUGUUACCUUCGUUCCUGCCCCACCUGCCCGCCGGGCACCUUGGUCGCCGCCCCGCAGGGACAAUGCUGCCCUCGGUGUCAGCAAGUUCCGUGUCACGCAGACUGCCAGUCCUGUACCGGGACUCCUGACCACUGCGAGAGCUGCAAGGACCCCAAAGCCGUCCUCCACUUGGGGCGCUGCCUGCCCUCGUGUCCCGAUGGCUUCUUCCCUGACGAAGGCGCCUGUGCAGCCUGCCCAUCAUCCUGCACCAUCUGCUCCAGCAGGUGGUCUUGCCAGUCCUGCAGCCUCCAGCGGCCCCUGCUGAGCGCCGACAGCAGCCAGUGCCUGACUUCCUGUCCCGCUGGAACCUAUCAGGACCACAACCGACACUGCCGCCGCUGUUCCGAACAGUGCUCCGAGUGCCGUGGUCCGAGUCCACAGGAGUGUGUGUCAUGUUCCGACCCGGCCGCCUUGCUCAAAGACGGCGAGUGCGUUCCCGACUGCGGCACCGGAUUCUACAGUCAAGAUGGCGUCUGUCACGCGUGUCACUCGUCCUGCGCUUCCUGUUUCCCCGACAACCCCGAGUGUAUGAGCUGCGUGCAUGGCGCCGCCCUUCAUGGCGGCACGUGUGUGUCGCAGUGUCCGCCGCGACACUACCGGGACAACACGAACAGAUGCCGAGACUGCCACGGAUCCUGUACGUCAUGCUGGGGGCCAUCGGGGUCCCAGUGCACGUCCUGUGCACGUCACCUCCUCCUCCGCCAGGGGCAGUGCGUGGAGGCGUGCGGCGAGGGAUUGUACUCGCACGCCGCCACCUGCCACAACUGCCACCCGUCCUGCCGCUCCUGCGUGGGACCGCUGGCCUCCGACUGCCUCCGCUGCCUCAAGGCCGAGGAGGCGCUGACGCCGCAGUCGCAUCAACUCCAACACGGCGUCUGCGUCGCCGCGUGUCCCGCUCGCAGAUUCCUGGACCACGUGCACACGUGCAGAGAAUGUCAUCCCUCCUGCUGGCACUGCACCGGACCAUCUGCAGACAACUGCUCGUCCUGCCCUUCGCCGUCCAGCCUUCUCGAGGGACGAUGCGUCCCCUUCUGUCCGCAAGGUUUCUUUGUCCAGGAAAACCAGUGUCAAGCGUGCCAUCCUUCCUGCCAGAUGUGCUCGGGUCCCUCCCAGGCCGACUGCACCUCCUGCCCCCCGCCGGCGUCCCUGCACGGCGGCUACUGCAGGACCAGCUGCCAGGAGGGACAUUUCCUCGGCGCCAGGACUGCAGAGUGCCUCAAGUGCAGCUCCGAGUGCCAGCGUUGCACGGCCGACCUCCAGACGAGCGUCGGCAGCAUCUGUCUGUGGUGUAAAGAACCCCGGGCCUUGUUGCUAGGCGACCACUGCGUCCCCCGCUGCCCCCGGGACCACUACACGUGGCACGGAGCCUGCAUCAGGUGUCACUCGUCAUGUGAGGCCUGCCGGGGGGCGGGGCCUCUUGCCUGCGCUUCCUGCCACGCCCCCAACGUUCUGCUGCCCUCAGGCGCAUGUGCCCCCAAAUGCCCCCUGGGUCACUACGACAACGGGCACAGAGUCUGUGAGGCGUGCGAUCAUCAGUGUCUGGCGUGCGAGUCGGCGGGGGCGUGCACAUCCUGCCGGGACCCGGCGAAGGUGCUGCUGUUCGGGGAGUGCCGCUACGAGACCUGCGCCCAGCAGUACUACCUCAACGCCACCACGCGCGCUUGCAGAGAGUGCGACUGGAGCUGCAACGCCUGCAGAGGCCCCCAGCGCACCGACUGCCUGCAGUGCAUGGAGGGAUACGUGCUGCUGGACGGAGUUUGCACCCACGGGUGCCCGCCCGGGUUCUACCAAGACGGAGACAGAUGCCUGGGCUGCGACGAUCUCUGCGCUGAGUGUGGCGGUCCCGGCCAGUGUCUGCGCUGUCAGCCGUCCUACGCCACCCUGGACGGCCACUGCGUGCUGCGAUGCGGCCGCAACUACUUCCUGGACGCCUCCUCACACGUCUGCCAACCGUGCUCCACCGACUGCGUGCUGUGCGACGGCGUCGGGCAAUGCCGGGCGUGCGGGCGGCAGACCUUCCUGGUGGAGGGGUACUGCACCCCCGACUGCGGACACGGGUACUACGCCGACCACAAGACCAGAAUCUGCCACGCAAACAGCAACCCCCCCACGCUCCACGUCAACGGUUCCCUGCAGGUUCCUCUCGGCGGGUCGGCCCCUCUGAGCCCGACGCUCCUGCGAGUGAAGGACCCGGACAGUCCCCUGCAGGGUCUCGUCAUCCAGCUGGUGCGGCGUCCCACCAACGGCCGUCUGGUCCUUUUCGGCAGCGGCGGGGAGUUGGAGGCGGCGGGGGGCCGACAGCUGUCAGACGAAGACACCUUUACCUGGGAGGAGUUGGAAGGAGGCCGGGUCCGCUUUGAACACCUAAAGGACCAAGCCAGAACUGGAGAAUUCGUCCUACGUGUCGCCGACCCUCAGCUGCUUUCACAAAGCGAAACCAUUCACGUUCAAGCCGUCUCCGUGCAGCCUCCGAGGGUCCUGACCCUAGCUCCCUUGCCCGUUAUUGGUCCCGGUGCCGUGGCGACCAUCACCAAAUCGGUCCUGCUUCUCGACGACGCCGACAACCCGGCAGACGUCCUGGUCAUGGUCCUGGAGCCGCCUCGUCACGGCCGCUUGACUCGCGUCCACGGCGAGCGAGCCCUGAGCCGCUUCAAGCUGGAGGAGCUGGCUCGGGAGCAGGUUCAGUACGUGCACGACAGGUCCCGGUCCACAGAGGACCACAUGGUGCUGCAGGUCAAUGACGGACACAGCUACCAGAAUGUUCUCCUGGAAGUCUACAUCAACCAGAAAGCGUCCCACCUGAGGUCGGUGCCCCUCACCUGGGUGAAGGAGGGCGGCAUGGUGCGACUGAGUAAGAAGUACCUGCAGGCCGACUACAAGGGGGUCAGCACCGACGACAUAGUUUACACCAUACUGGCCUCGGACGGACAGCCCAAAUACGGUGAGGUGGUGCUGGUGUCCAUGCCGGCCGACGCCCCCCCGGAAGGUUGGAUCCCGUCGCUAACGGACGAGCGAGGCUACACCAGUACAACCUCUUUCACCCAGCAGGAUGUCGACGAUGGCGCCGUCUGGUACCGCCACUUUGGCGCCGCGGCCGGCAGCGACUCUUUCCAGUUCCAGGUUUCCACAGAAGCGGCCGCGGCCACACGGACUGAUGCACAGACCUUCACCAUCGGAGUUCUACCGCAAACCCCCGGAUUCCCUCAGCUGGACCCGGACUGUGACCUGCAAGUCACGGCUCUGGAGGACCGAGUGACGGAGAUAACGUCCUCAGCUCUUUCCUUCAUUGACUCUGAGACUUCCAGCGAUCAUCUCAUCUACAACAUCACCAAACCUUUACCAGCAGGACAAGGGGCCAUUGAGCACCGGGACAGACCGCACGUCGCGGUCAAACACUUCACCCAGGCGGACGUCGACAACGGAAAGAUCAUUUACAGACCCCCCCGGGCUCCUUCACACCUGCAGGAGCUCUACCAGUACUCCUUCAUUGGUCUUCCCGAGUCGCUGAGCGUCUAUUUCACAGUGUCUGAUGGCGAGCACACGACCCCCGAGUUAGACUUCGCCGUCCUGCUGCUGACCAACCACCAGCAGCCGCCCAUGUUUCAGGUGCUGGACCCGCUUCUGGAGGUCAGCAUGGGGGGCCAGGCCACCGUGGGCGGUCAGCAUCUAGCGGUGAGCGACGCCGACACGUCUCCCGAAGAGCUGGAGUUCGAGCUGGUGGAAGCGCCCGUCCACGGCGAGCUGGUUAGAAGCGAAGGCGGCGCUCACACCAGCAUGACAAACGGCGACAUCUUCACCUUCAACGACGUCACCCACAACGUUCUGUUGUACCGCCACGCCGGGCUCUCCGACCAGGACGACGCCAUCACCAUCGCCGUCAGCGACGGCAUCUCCAUGGCGACCACGGUGGUGCAAGUGGCGGUGCUGGGCGCCCGCAACGACGGGCCGCAGCGAGACCCCGCCUCCAGUCUUUCCCUGGAAGUGGGCAAGCAAAGCAGCACGGUCAUCAAGCGCUCACAUCUGGCCUACACUGACGACUCGUCCCUGGACGACCAGAUCCGAAUCCAGCUGGUCUCGGUGCCGAUGUACGGCCUCCUGACCAGGACUCGGACCCAGCAGGAGCCUCAGGAGCUGAGGGAGUACUCCACCUUCACCAUGGAGGACAUCAACCUCGGCAGCGUCAGGUACGUGACCUCGUUGGAGACGGGCGACCAGCCGGUCACGGACGUCUUCCACUUUGUCGUCUACGAUUCCGACAACCAUCGUCUUGACAACCAGAUGUGCACCAUCACCAUCACCUCCACGCCCAGACAGCCGCCCGUGGUCACUGUGAGCGGCGGCAUCAAGGUCCACGAAGGCGGUCGUGUGCAGCUGUCAACCAAUCACAUCAUCGUAUCGGACCAGGACACGCCCAGGAAGAACCUGCUGGUUUGGCUGGUCAGCCCCCCCAAGUACGGCUUCAUUGAAAACACCCAGCAAGGUGGCGCAGUGGGCGGCUCCCACGUCGUCACGCCCGACGUUCCUUUCUCUGUGGACGACCUGAGCUCGGAGCGCAUCUUCUACGUGCAGCGCAAAGGUCAGCGAGCGCAGCAGGACGCCUUCAGCUUCUACAUCAGCGACGGACACAGCCAGACCGAGGCCUUCAACGUGGAGAUCCACAUCCAGGGGAAGCAGGCGAGCCAGCCUGUGGUGUCGGUGAGCAGCAUCCAUGUGGAGGAGAACUCCGGAGUUGUCAUCACCAACUCGUCCCUCAGUGUCCUGGACCAGGACACGCCCGAGAACGAGAUCCUCUUCACCAUCAUCAGAAAGCCUUCCUACGGGAAACUCCGCAGACGUCAGUUUUACGCCCAGCCCUUAGAGAACGGCCGUGUCCUCUCGCAGGGUUCCACCUUCACCUACCAGGACGUCCUGGAUCGGUUGCUGGUCUACACGCCCGACACCGUCAGCGGCGGCUCGGACGAAAUGGCCUUCACCGUCACCGAUGGCGUCCACACGCACACCGGACACCUGCAGUUCACCAUGGACGUCACCAGGAGCGAAGGGCCUCGCAUGACCGUCAACAGAGGACUGCAGCUGCCGGCCGGUUCUUCAUCUAAGAUCAGCGAGCAGAACCUGAAGGGUACCGAUUUGGACUCUGACAGCCUGAAGCUCAGAUAUGUUCUAACCAAAGACCCUCCCAGCGGCAAAGUCCUGCUCAGCAAGAGUGGACAAGCGGACAAGGUGUCAGUCAAAGGUCCCACGCAGAGCUUCACUCAGGAGGACGUCAACAAAGGCCUGGUGCAGUACAGCCACGAGAAAGGCGAGAAGGGCGGGAGUCUGUCUUUCAAGUUCAACCUGGUGGACCCUGAAGGCAACAAACUGAUCGACCAGUCGUUCUUCAUCAGUGUGCUGGAGGACCGCCUCCCUCCGUCCGUGGUGGUCAACAAAGGUCUGGUCCUGGAUGAGAACACCCUGAAGAAGCUGACCACUCUGCAGCUCUCCGCCAGCGACCAGGACAGUGAACCCAGCGAGCUCGUCUAUCGCAUCACCAAGGAGACCAGCCUGGGACACCUGGAGAACGCCGCCAGUCCUGGCACCCGCAUCGAUACGUUCACGCAAGCCGACCUGGCGUCACGCAGCAUCCAGUACGUGCACACCAGCGAGGAAGAAAAGCACGCCGACCAGUUCUCCUUCACCGUGUCGGACGGGACCAAUGAGGUGGCCCAGACCUUCUACAUCACCAUCAAACCUGUGGACGACUCACUGCCGCUGCUGCUGGUCCCCGGCAUGCGGGUGCAGGAGGGGGUCAGGAAGACCAUCACGGAGUUUGAACUGAAGGCCACCGAUGCCGACACAGAGGCGGAGUCCAUCGUCUUCACCGUGGUGCAGCCCCCCCGCCACGGCACCAUCGAGCGCACCAGCAACGGGCAGCACUACAGGCAGACGGGCAGCUUCAGCAUGGACGACGUCUACCAGAACCGCAUCAGCUACAACCACGACGGCUCCAACUCGCUCAAGGACCGCUUCAGCUUCACGGUGGCCGACGGCGCCAACCUGCUCUUCAUGGUGGAGGACGGCGGCAAGGAGAUCGUGACGGCGGCCCCCCAGAAAUUUAAGAUCGAUAUUCUUCCGGUGGACGACGGAACUCCUCGUAUCGUCACCAACCUGGGCCUGCAGUGGCUGGAGUACAUGGACAACAAGGCGACCAACCUCAUCACCAAGAAGGAGCUGCUGACCAUGGACCCGGACACAGACGACGGUCAGUUGGUCUACGAGGUCACCACGGAACCCAAACACGGCUUCCUGGAGAGCAAAGCCAAACCCGGCAGCCGCGCCGGCACCUUCACUCAAGCUGACGUCAACCUGGGCCUGAUCCGCUACGUUCUCCACCAGGAGAGCGCCCAGGAGACCAUGGACACCUUCAAGUUCCUGGUGAAGGACAGCAAACCCAACGUGGUCAGCGACAACGUCUUCCACAUCCAGUGGUCCCUCAUCAGCUUUGAGCACCGAAGCUACAACGUGACGGAGAAGGCCGGCACCGUAGCUGUGACGGUGAAGCGUAGCGGUAACCUCAACCAGUACGCCAUCGUGCUGUGUCGCACCGAGCAAGGCAGCGCCACCUCCAGCAGCAGCGUGGGAUCGCGGCCGGGUCAGCAGGACUACGUGGAAUAUGCCGGACAGGUCCAGUUUGACGAGCGCGAGGACGUGAAGGUGUGCACCAUCGUCAUCAACGACGACAAAGUGUUUGAGGGCGUGGAGAACUUCCACGUGGAACUGAGCAUGCCCGUUUACGCCCUACUGGGCGGGAACACGCGAGCGGUGGUCAACAUCAACGACACCGAGGACGAGCCCACGCUGCAGUUCGACAAGAAGACGUACCACGUCAACGAGAGCGCCGGCCUCAUCCACGCGCCCGUCGAGCGAAAAGGCGACACGUCCAGCACCGUAUCGGCUCUGUGCUACACAGUGGCCAAGUCGGCUCAGGGAAGCAGCCUCCACGCUUUGGAAUCCGGUUCCGACUAUAAAAGUCGUGGGAUGACUUCGGAUAACCGCGUGGUCUUCGGUCCCGGCGUUAGCAUGUCCACUUGCGACGUCAGGCUAAUCGACGACAGCGAGUACGAGCUGUCCGAGGAGUUCGAACUGGUGCUGUCGGACACCUCGGAUAACGCCCGAAUGGGAGACGUGACUGUGGCCAAGGUGGUCAUCGACGGACCCAACGACGCGUCGACGGUUUCUCUGGGGAACGCCACGUUUACGUUCAGCGAAGAUGCCGGAACAAUUGAAAUUCCGGUGCUCCGCCACGGAAGCGAUCUGUCCUCAGUGACUUCGGUGUGGUGCGCUACCCGACCUUCUGAUCCACCUUCAGCCAGCCCGGGCGUUGACUACAUUCCCAGUUCCAAGAAGGUGGAAUUCAAGCCCGGAAAAACGGAAGAGACCUGCAGUUUGACCAUCAUGGAUGACAUCCAGAAUCCGUCCAUUGAGGGAUCUGAGUCCUUUGUGGUCUUCCUGAGUUCUCCACAAGGGGCGGUUCUCCAAGAACCGUACGAGUCCAACGUUGUCAUCACCGACACCUUCCAGGACAUUCCCAGCAUGCAGUUCGAGAAGAUCGCCUACACGGUCAAGGAACGAGACGGCACCUUGCAGAUCCCCGUCAUCCGUACAGGCGAUCUGUCCUUCAAGUCGUCGGUGCGAUGCUUCACGCGCACAAUGUCGGCGAUGGUGAUGGACGACUUUGACGAGAGGAGGAACGUGGACGAGUUCGGAAUCACGUUCCUCCGCGGGGAGAAGGUGAAGAACUGCACGGUUCACGUGAUGGACGACUCUGUGUUUGAACCCGAAGAGGAGUUCCAGGUGCACCUCGGGACGCCGCGUGGAGACCACUGGAGUGGCGCCAUGAUCGGCGAACGGGACAUGGUCACCGUCACCAUCACCAAUGACGAAGAUGCGCCCACCAUCGAGUUCGAGCAAGCGUCCUAUCAGGUUCGAGAACCUCCAGGUCCGGACGGUAUCGAGGUCCUCAACAUCAAAGUCAUCCGCCGUGGAGAUCUGGAUCGCACCUCCAAGAUCCGUUGCAGCACCAGAGAUGGUUCAGCCCAAUCGGGAGUAGACUACAAUCCCAGGAGCAGGGUUCUCAAAUUCACCCCUGGGUUGGACCACAUCCUCUUCAAGGUGGAAGUUGUGUCCAACGAGGACAGGGAGUGGCACGAGUCCUUCUCGGUGGUCCUCGGCCCUGAUGACCCGGUAGAGGCAGUGCUUGGGGAGAUCACUACGGCAACGGUGACCAUUCUGGACCAGGAGGCUGCUGGAAGUCUCAUCCUGCCCUCACCACCUAUUGUGGUGUCCCUUGCCGACUACGAUCACGUCCAGGAAGUGACCAAGGAGGGUAGUAAGAAGACUCCGUCCCCGGGUUACCCCCUGGUCUGCGUCACGCCCUGCGACCCCCAUUACCCCAAAUACUCGGUAAUGAAAGAGCGUUGCGAGGAAGCGGGCAUCAACCAAACCCAGGUCCACUUCUCCUGGGAGGUGGCGGCACCCACCGACACCAAUGGGGCGCGCUCGCCCUUCGAGACGGUCACGGACACGACGCCCUACACGAGCGUCAACCACAUGGUCCUGGACGGCAUCUACUUCAGCCGACGUUUCCAUGUUCGAUGUGUAGCUCAAGCCCGAGACAAGGCGGGCCACCUCGGGACCCCGCUCAGGAGCAACAUCGCCACCAUCGGGACCGAGGGCUCCAUCUGCCACACCCCCGUGACUACCGGAACCGCCAGAGGUUUCCAGGCUCAGUCCUUUAUCGCGACGCUCAAAUACUUGGACGUCAAACACAAAGAACACCCCAACAGGAUCCAUAUCUCGGUGCAGAUCCCGCACCAGGACGGUAUGCUACCCCUGGUGUCGACCAUGCCGCUGCAUAACCUGCACUUCCUUCUGUCGGAGUCCAUCUACCGACAGCAGCAUGUCUGCUCCAACCUGGUCACCCUCAAAGACCUGCAGGGACUCUCGGAGACCGGUUUCCUGGAGGACGUGUCCUACGACAGCAUUUCCCUGGGGCCGGGCUACGACCGCCCCUACCAGUUCGACCCCGCCGCGCGGGAGGCCAAGAGCAUCCAGCUGUACAAGCACCUUAAUCUCAAAAGCUGCAUCUGGACCUUUGACGCCUACUACGACAUGACGGAGCUCAUCGACGUCUGCGGAGGUUCUGUCACCGCCGACUUUCAGGUGCGGGACUCGGCUCAGUCCUUCCUCACCGUUCAGGUCCCGCUUUACGUGUCCUACAUCUACGUGACGGCACCCAGAGGCUGGGCUUCUCUGGAGCACCACACGGAGAUGGAGUUCUCCUUCUUCUACGACACCGUGCUCUGGAGGACAGGCAUCCAGACCGACAGCGUCCUGUCCGCCAGACUGCAGAUCAUCAGGAUCUACAUCCGCGAGGAUGGACGUCUAGUCAUCGAGUUCAAAACACACGCAAAAUUCAGAGGCCAGUUUGUCCCAGAACACCACACCCUGCCUGGACACAAGUCCCACCUCCUGGCACCAGACCACCUCGGAGGCAUCGAGUUUGACAUCCAGCUUCUGUGGAGCGCUCAGACCUUUGAUUCUCCUUACCAGUUGUGGAGGGCCACCAGCUCCUACAGCAGGAAGGAUUAUUCCGGGGAGUACACCGUCUUCUUGAUCCCUUGCACCGUCCAGCCCACUCAGCCUUGGAUCGAUCCUGGGGACAAGGCUCUGUCCUGCACGGCUCACGCUCCGGAGAAGUUUUUGGUGCCCAUCGCCUUCCAGCAGACCAACCGCCCCGUCCCGGUGGUCUACUCCUUGAACACAGAGUUCCAGCUGUGCAACAAUGACAAGGUCUUCAUGAUGGACCCGGCUUCUGCUGACGUCGCCAUGGCCGAGAUGGACUACAAGGGCGCCUUCUCCAUGGGUCAGACACUGUACGGCCGCGUGCUCUGGAACCCUGACCAGAACCUGAACGCGGCCUACAGGCUGCAGCUGGAGAAGGUGUACCUGUGCACCGGCAGGGACGGCUACGUUCCUUUCUUCGAUCCCACGGGGACGCUGUACAACGAGGGGCCGCAGUAUGGAUGCAUCCAACCCAACAAGCACCUCAAACAUCGAUUCCUGCUGCUGGACCGCAAACAGCCGGACGUGUGUGACAAAUACUUCCACGAUGUCCCCUUCGAGGCCAACUUUGCAUCGGACAUCCCAGACUUGAACCCGAUGGCCGCCAUGCCGGGCGUGGACGGCUUCACCAUGAAGGUGGACGCUCUCUACAAGGUGGAGGCGGGACAUCAGUGGUACCUACAGGUGAUUUACGUCAUCAGUCCAGAGUCGCGCUCCAGUCCCAGGAUGCAACGCUCGCUCGCUUCGACGCUGAGCCGCCCCAAACGGGACCUGGUGGACCGCAGCGGGCGGCUGACGCUGGACGAGUCGCUCGUCUACGAUAACGAAGGCGACCAGGUGAAAAACGGCACCAAUAUGAAGUCCCUCCGGCUGGAAAGCGGACCCUCGGGUACCUUCACCGCUCACGUGGGCGGCUCGGUGGGCGGAGGCGUAGCCGCACUCACUUUACUGGUUCUGGUGCUCCUGGCUUCCUGUUUUUUGCUCCGUCGCUGCCGCCGCUCGACGCAAAAAUCCCGAACGGCGAAGAGCGAAAAAGCGUACGAGGAGUACCACUGCCACACCAAAGUGGAGGUGUGCAUGGACAAGAGCGUGGAGAAGAACUUCAGCAGCAAACGCUGCACCGUCACCAACAUCAACGCCGCCAACCGCAACCAGGACGCCGGCGCCAAGGUCAAACAAGUCAACCUCAACGCCGGCACCGAGGUGUGACGAAGAACUUUUUUUUUUUUUAUCAAACGAAAAAGGUAUUUUCUUACAUCCCGCGACAUUUUUCCUCACGUAUUUUUGUACCACGUCGAAAAAAGGGAAGCGCACGUUUCAAAUGAGCACGGCGGCGUUAGCGUUCACUUUCGUUAGCGUUCACAACUGGGCUACCUCACGCACGACAAAACAUGGCGUCAUCCGCUUCAACGUCUGGGUUUAUCCGCACCGGAGCGGGUACUUAAAAAAAAACAAAAAAAAAAACGUUGUCAUAGUAACGGGGGUGUCCAAACUUUCUCCAGCGAGGCCCGCAAUGCUGAAAAAUUCUUAUUAAAAAUUUCAAAUUUCAUAUUUUAAGAAAAAAUAUCAAAUCAAAUCAAAUGCACUUCUGCCACCUUGUGGUCGUUUUUUGGUUUUAAACUACACUAAACGUGCUCGCUUCUAUUGUGGAGUUCCAUCAUCACCUCUUUGUGCCUUUUUUCCCCAUUUUUUGCUGCUUUUUUAAUUUUUUUUAAUUUUUCUACAAUAUAUUUGGUACAUUUUCUUCUUGUGAUAUUUUCCACUUUACUCCCAUUAAUUUAUUUUAAAAUAAGUUUCCAAUUAUUUCAACAGUUUUCUCUUAAUUCUGAAUUUAUUUUAAAAUAAGUUAAGAACAUUUUUAGUUUUAAAUUCUUGUAAAAAAAAUUCUCAUUGAAAUACGACUUUUUUUUUUCUCAUAAUAGUUUCACUUUAUUCUCGUUAAAUUAAUUUUUGCGCAUUUUACGGAAAUUUUCCAAUUAUUUAAACUGUUUUCUCCUCAUUCUGAAUUUAUUUUAAAAUAAGUUAAGAACAUUUUUUUUAGUUUUUAAUUCUUGUUGAAAAAAAAAUCUCAUUAAAAUACGAUAUUUUUCUCAU